UAUUAACUCUUACUCGUAUCGUAUUAUCAGUAACAGUACUCUGUUGUUUUUUUACAUCUAUGGCGUGACGUUACACAACUGACAAUGUCACACAGUGCCAGAACUUGACAUAAGCAGUGUAUGUGUAUCAGGAUAAGGAUAACAUUUUUAUUAGGUCACAUCAAAGAAACUUAAUUAAUUUCUAAUGUAAUUUAAAGAUUAUAUUCAUUAUUUUUGUAAUAUUUUAAUUUUAUACUUAUGUUUAUUAUUUGUUACAACUCACUAGUCAUAAAAACAUUGUGAUAAUGGUGAUAAUGGCAUAUCGAGUUUUGAUCAUUUUCAUUUUUGCUAUAUGUGUAAGAACUGAAGAAGAGCAUUCAGCAUCGAAAAUGAGCAAGGAAGAGAGGCAAUUGUUAAAAGAAGAAGCUCGUAAUAUGUUUUACCAUGCUUAUGAUGCAUAUAUGGAUAAUGCGUAUCCUGCAGAUGAACUAAUGCCUCUCAGCUGUAAAGGUAGAUGGAAAGGAGUGACACCAAGCCGAGGUGAUAUGGAUGACGCACUUGGAAAUUUUUCUCUUACGCUGGUGGACAGCUUGGACACCCUGGUGGUGAUGGGAGAUUUCUCAGAGUUCAGCAGAGCACUGAAGCUAGUAUUGAGAGAUGUCACAUUCGAUCACGACAUUGUAGUAUCUGUGUUUGAAACAAACAUAAGGAUGCUAGGUGGUUUACUGUCAGCUCAUGUGUUGACAAUGGCUUUGAAAUCCGAAGUGCCGGCACUGCAAUGGUACAACGGGGAACUACUUGCAAUGGCCGAAGACUUGGGUAGGAGGCUGCUGCCUGCUUUUAAUACCUCUACGGGUAUACCUCAUGGGCGAAUAAACCUUCGCUUCGGCAUCGGAGGAUUGUCGGAGUCGCGGGAGACUUGCACAGCUUGCGCCGGCACUAUGAUACUGGAAAUGGCAGCGCUAUCGAGGCUCACAGGGAACCCAGUUUACGAACAGAAGGCACACAAAGCUAUGGACAGACUGUGGAAAAUAAGGCAUAGGACUUCAGAUCUCAUGGGCACUGUGAUAAACAUACACUCGGGCGACUGGGUCCGUAAGGAUUCGGGCGUCGGCGCAGGCAUAGACUCGUACUACGAGUACUGUCUGAAGGCUUACAUCCUUCUCGGCGAUGAGAAGUACCUGGCCAGGUUCAAUAGACACUACAACGCGGUCAUGAAGUAUAUAAGCCGGGGGCCCGUUAUGCUGGCUGUACAUAUGCACAGGCCGCACUUGCAGUCGCGUAAUUUCAUGGACGCGCUCCUGGCGUUUUGGCCAGGGCUGCAAGUCUUACUAGGUGACGUCAGGCCUGCGGUGGAGACACACGAGAUGCUUUAUCAGGUCAUGCAACGGCACACGUUCAUACCGGAGGCGUUUACUUCAGAUUUCCAGGUGCACUGGGGCCAGCACCCUCUAAGGCCGGAAUUCUUGGAAUCCACAUACUUUCUCCACAGAGCGACGGGCGACGAUCACUACUUGCACGUUGGCAAGACUGUUUUAAAAGCUUUGCAGCAAUACACCAGGGUCCCAUGCGGCUACGCAGCCGUGAAUGACGUCAGAACCAGAUUACACGAGGACAGAAUGGACUCAUUCGUGCUCGCCGAGACCUUCAAGUACUUGUAUAUGUUGUUCGGCGAGGACAGAGAUUUACCCGUUAAACUGGAGGACUACGUUCUUACCACGGAGGCGCACUUCCUGCCACUCUCCUUGGCUUCGGCCGGGAAAAAUACGACGUACUUCACGUUGAGAAUAGACGAUGAAGACGAGGAUAAGUACAGAAAGACAUGUCCGAACACCGCGUCCUUAGUCGCCGAAAAAGUCCGUCAGCCGAUGCGUCAGUUACUAGGAUCCAGUGCGGCGCGACCUCCGGCAAGAUUGCGGCCAUUAAACGACCCGCGGCAGAUCCACGCGUUAGCUGACAUGGGCAUCUCCGUGCUGACUCUCCCCGACGGCAGGGUGCAGCUGCUGUAUACUACCGCGACUGCGAAAUCAGCAAAAGACGCGGCUGAAGGACUGACUUUCAUGCGCGAAAUGUCAAAAUGGAACUCAUUGAGCGACAUAGAAAACGGCGUGGUACCGGUAGGUGUCAAAGUCGAGGACAAGAUAUUUCCAGCUGGGCCUGGCCACUUCGGUCGCGAAAUUACCGGCGACGAACACUUAAUCGGUAAAGUAGUUUUCGUCGAGCCAUCUGAUGCCUGCACAGAAAUACAAAACAAAGAGGAAAUGCUAGAAAAGUUUGCGAUCGCCCUCAGAGGGCAGUGCACAUUCGCCCAAAAGGUACGCAACUUACAAAACGCCGGCGUAAAACUGGCCAUUAUAUUGGACAACGUUCCUCAAUCCACGCAUGAGAACACAGCCCUAUUUGCCAUGUCCGGAGACGGGAAAGACGACAUCGAAAUCCCUGCGGUAUUCCUGUUCUCACAAGAAGGCGAGUACUUAACAGAGUUGGCGCGAACGAACCCAGAACUCGCAGUAACAGUCGGCGAAUUAAAGUCGCUUAAGAGACAGUACGAGAAAAAUUGCGACGGCGACAGUUGCGAAACGAUACUGGAGUCAUCGGAGGUCGCAUCGGACAAGGAAUCGUUCGAUCAUUUGAAAAAAGUGCUGAGUCAGUUGGUCGCGCAGUUUGAAUUGUCUCUUUCUAACGAGGAACAUGUUGCACAGAAAACAUGCAGCGAUAGUAACGUUGACGUUUACCUAUCGAAAGAUUCGUUUAUGAACGACGACCUUCGUAUCGACAGUAGGCCAGUGUGCGCAGACACAAAAACUGCCAUCCACGAGUCCAGACACGAGAAAAAGGAUAAAACCACAACCACAGAGAAACCUGGAGGUUUUUGACAUAACGCGCUAAGUUGUAAAUAAUACCGUAGGUAAACAAUGAUUGUAAAUAUUCGAUUGUAAGUAAUUCACUCAAUGGAUUUCGUGCCUUUCGAUAUCGUUUACUUUAUCUUAUUUAUUUAUUUACUUAUUAAAAAAACAAUAACAGAGUUACAAGUAAUUACAUAUCAAGUACAUCACAUCAACAGAACGGUACGGUCGAGCAAAAUUUUUGAUUUCAUCGUAUACUGUCGUUCCUGAUCUUGUGUAAUCUUUUACUUAAAUUAAAACUUAUGAAAGAGUGAAUGAGGCAUAAUAUAAAAGUAAUUAAAAAAGAUUUAAUAUUAACAUAUAUACAUCGAUGGUUAUUAUACCAUAAAAUAUAAUUCUUCUAAGACACAUUCGAUUUAUUUUUUACUUAGAUCGUACUGAUAUAAUUAUAAGUUAAAUGUACGAGUUUACUGCGUACAAUGCAUUUUUUCCUAUGUUACUUCAUUUUCAAUUUAUUGCACAAAUCGGUUCCCAUUCAGUUAUCAAGAGCACCAUUCAUGUCCACUUUUAUUUGAGUCACUGCAUUGUAAAUUACUCUCCAUAAUAUAAUUUUAUCUCAAUUGAUACUUGUCAUUCAUCUCUUUAUAGUUUCGGUGCAAUUUAUAUGUGGCGUUACCAGUCAGUGGUAAAAGUACAGUCAAGUGUAAAACUAUGCCGACAUACAUACUCGGGAGUUAAUACUUUAUUAAUGUUUGAUGUUUCUUUAAUUUCUCGAAGAAAAAUAUAAAAACCUAUAACGCCAUAUUUCGGAAUUCAAAUGGAACAAGCAAUCAAUACAAAAGAUGACGGGCAAAAAUGUAUGGGACGCGUACCCACAACCAAUAACGAUCAGACGUAUGUCGUUAGAAAGGUCUUUUCAUGACUAUAUAUAUUUGUUAUUAUGCGGGCUAGUCUCAAUUUGUUGUGGGGAAAAUGUUAUAGUUACUUAAAUGAUAUUGAUAUUAAAUGAGAUCUAUUAAAAUAAAAGUUGUUUAUUCUAAGUAUGUUAAAAAACAGUUUUUGAGCGGAUUCUAUGUACUUUCAGCGUAAUAAUGUUAAGUAUGAGACAAAUCAUGAAAAAGAAACUUAAAAUAUAAAAAAAAACAGUUAUAAUCGUUUAUUACUGAUUUACAAACACAUUUCUUAUUAUUUAAAAAUUAGUGAUAUAUGUUGUCUACGAUUACAUCAUUUAAAAAUGCUGCUGGGGUAUUGAACACUUCAUGCCUUGCGUAAGCAAUGUACCAUAUUAUUGACAUUAUGAGUGCUGCCUUGCUGCCUACCGUUCUUCGUCCAGUCAAAUAAGUGCAGUGAUACUGACAUAUUGCAUUAAUGCCGAUUUGAUCCCUGUGUAUUAAAAUAUAACAGUAAUUAUGUUCUAGAUCUAACAUGCCUUGACUGAAUGCGUACUGCAUGUCACCGCGUGCAUCCUCCCCAAAUACUUUUAUCAUAUACAGGCCGUUUUGUAUAUGUUCACCGCAAUAAGAUUUUGCAAGUUUCACUUGGUAGGAGCCCAAUGCAAACAUUUUAAUGUCAUGUUCUGUGACUCUCAGAAAGUCUUGAAAUUCAAGCUAAUUUACAUCUAGAAUAGUGAACGCAACCCUUUGCCUAUGAAGGUUAUUUUCAAUCACAUAAUUGAAUAAAUGAUUUUAAUAUCUGGAACUAACAACUUUUAUUUUAAUACAUAUAAGUUAAGUAACUAUAACAUUUUCCCCACAACGAAUUGAGACUAGCCCCCAUAAUAACAAAUGAUAGUCAUGAAAAGAGCUUUCUAGCGACAUAUGUCUGGUCGUUAUGGGUCGGUGGGUACAUUCCGCCCUUUACUUAGUGAUCCAUUAUAAAGCAGUUUAGCCCCAAUGUAAGGUUUUCAUAUCUCUGGUCAGACUGUAGUCAAUAAAUGAUUAUUUUAAACUCGAGGAAUGUUAAAUUUGAUUACGUAUUUUUACAUGAGACUAUACAAGACUGUGUAAAACUUUGUUUAGUUCUUUUGUAAGUAUGUAUAUGUUACCGGCCAAACCCGAUUUCAGGACAAACUAGUUUUGCCUAGGCUAAACUAGUUCUUCCUAUACGCGAUAGAAUGAACUAGUAUAGCCUAGUCCAAACUAAUUGGUCCUAAGCCCGAUAGGAUAAACCAGAUUAGCCUAGGCCAAACUAGUUGUUCCUGAUACAAAUACGCAUACUCUAGGAUAAACUAGUAUGGCCUA
This is a messenger RNA of Chilo suppressalis (striped riceborer), 5065 nucleotides long. The record is from the annotation of a GenBank genome assembly. Lineage: Eukaryota; Metazoa; Arthropoda; Insecta; Lepidoptera; Crambidae.